Ipomoea nil (Japanese morning glory) is the source of this 1616-nucleotide messenger RNA. Its product is annotated as allene oxide synthase 3-like. Gene Ontology annotation, molecular function: iron ion binding; heme binding; monooxygenase activity. The transcript has 2 exons. NCBI's taxonomy places the organism in Eukaryota, Viridiplantae, Streptophyta, Magnoliopsida, Solanales, Convolvulaceae. The record is from RefSeq and is a predicted model, not a curated record. Gene Ontology annotation, biological process: sterol metabolic process. The coding region runs from base 111 to 1601 and encodes 496 amino acids.
AGUACAAGUGUACAACUCCUUUAAGCAUACUCCAAACUAUAUUUAUAAUACACAUUCAGCACUUCUAUUCUCCCACCAGCCAUAGCCAUAUUAAGUAUUGAACAAAAACAAUGUCUUCUUCUUCUUCUGCUAUUCCCUUCCAAUCUUCUCCUGAUUCUAACCUUCCAAUUCGAGAAAUCCCAGGAAGCUAUAGCUAUGGCGGAUCUUCCUUCUUUGGCGCCAUAAGAGACAGAUAUGAUUACUUCUACAACGAAGGACAAGACAACUUCUUCCUCAACAAAAUGCACAAGUACAACUCCACUGUCUUCCGAACAAACAUGCCGCCGGGACCGUUCAUCUCCAAGGAUUCCAGGGUCGUCGUCCUCCUCGACGCCGUCAGCUUUCCCGUUCUUUUCGACACCUCCAAGGUCGAGAAAAAGAACGUUCUUGACGGCACUUUCAUGCCCUCCACCGCCUUCUUCGGCGGCCACCGCCCCUGCGCGUUUCUCGACACUUCCGAGCCCGGCCAUGAAACGCUGAAAGCGUUUUUCUUGUCGCUCUUGGCCAGGCUUCAUACUAGGUUUAUCCCAUUGUUUCGGAGCUCUCUAUGUAGCCUCUUCGACAACCUGGAAAACCAAGUUUCCCAGAAUGGGAAAGCGGGUUUCAAUCCGGCCAGCGACGAGGUGUCGUUUGAGUUCGUUUUCCGGUUGUUUUGCAACAAGAGUCCGUCGGAGACGGAGCUCGGAGACGGCGGAGCAAAACUGAUGGAUUCAUGGAUAGCCUUUCAGCUUUCUCCCUUGAUAUCUCUGGGGUUGAAGUUCCUCCCCAACUUUCUAGAAGAUUUGCUUCUCCACACAUUUUCUUGGCCGUUCUUCGCCGUGAAACCGGGCUAUGAAAAGCUCCGCCGGGUUUUCGGCGAGUCGGCGACGUCUGUUCUGGACGAAGCUGAGAAGAACGGGGUGAAGAGAGACGAAGCCGUCCAUAACUUGGUUUUCCUCGCCGGGUUCAACGCCUACGGCGGCAUGAAAGCCUUGUUUCCCUCCCUGAUAAAGUGGGUCGGCGCCGCCGGCGAGAAUUUACACCGCCGUCUUGCCAACGAAAUCAGAACCAUUGUCAAUGAAGACGGCGGCGGCGUAACCUUAACAGCACUGGAGAAAAUGAAGCUAACUAAGUCGGUGGUUUACGAGGUUCUCCGGAUUGAACCUCCGGUUCCGUACCAGUACGGCAAGGCCAGAGACGACAUCAUAGUCCGGAGCCAUGAAUCAUCGUUCUUGAUCAAAAAGGGAGAAAUGAUCUUUGGGUAUCAGCCUUUCGCUACAAAGGAUCCGAAAGUGUUCACAGAUCCCGAGAAAUUCAUCCCGGAUAGGUUUUUACACGACGGGGAGAAGCUAAUCCAUUACAUCUACUGGUCCAAUGACCGGGAAACCAAGAAUCCGGCGGCCGGCGACAAACAGUGCCCGGCGAAAGAACUGGUGGUGCUCAUGGCUAGGCUAAUGCUGGUGGAGCUUUUUCUCCGGUAUGAUUCCUACGAAAUACAAUGGGAAAAACUUCCACUGGGUUCAUCAGUGACAAUCACAGCAUUUACAAAACAUAAUGUUCACAAGAAUAUCGGAGAAUUCUAAUUUAUCAAUUCACUC